AUGCGCCGGACAUUAGCUCUUGCGCUGUUGUUCGCGAUUGUACAGAGAUGUGUCAGCGCAGUCAACUACUGCGGAGCUAAAAUGUGCGGGUACACUAAUGCACACACAUUUUGCCAGUAUCCAGCAGGGCCCAGUCCAUCAUGUUCAGGCUACGUAGAGGCACCAUUGACCCUAGAAGAGAAGGUCCGCAUCCUCACUCGUCUGAACCGCCGAAGGAGCGACGUGGCGACAGGAAGACUGCGUAACUACCCGACUGCCGGGGACAUGCUUAAACUGCGUUGGGUGGAGGAGUUGGCCCGCGAAGCCCAGCGCUGGGCUGACCAGUGCCGACCGCCAAACACCCCGGACGAACACGACGCGUGUCGGGACUUAUAUUCCGUCUCCGUGGGCCAGAACGUUGCAUCUGUGGUUGGCGAGGCUCCAGGCCUCCGAGUGGAGUCUAUGGUCGACAUGUGGUAUAUGCAAAGCAUUCAUUACAAGGGAAACGUCACUAACUACGAACCGCCAAUGAGUACUGUUAAUUAUUAUGGAGAUUUUGCUCAGAUAGUGUGGUCGUACACUUACAUGGUUGGUUGCGGAAGAAGCCGAUUUAUGAUUCACCUCAAAGGUCGAAUGCGCUCUGUAGAAAGAUUGGUCUGCAACUUCGCUCCCCGGGGACCCAUGUCUGGUCAACCCAUCUGGAGUCUGGACGAACCUGCGUCGUUGUGCCCAGUAAGAUCAUUACCAGAUUCGGAGUUCCGUGGUCUUUGUGCUUAUCAGCCGUACAUAGAUGUUCCUAAUGAUCUAAAUAAUAUUACAACUAUAGAAGAAAUCACCUUGUUAAAUACAAUAUUUGAAAUAGAAAUAAACGAUGAAUUAAACUAUCCAGGAAGUAUGGAUGAGGUUUAUUUGACUAAAAUAGCUAUAGCCACUUUGGAAGAUAAGGCAAAAACUGAAGCAUAUAAUAAUAAUCAGAAACGAGACAUAUAUUUUUUGAAUACUAAUAUGAUAAGUAAUGAAUUUAACAACAACGUAAAAGAACCAGAUAAGGAACAUUUGGUUCAAAUUAAAGAAACUAGUAGUCAAAAACCAGUGCAAACUAAAGCUAAAGUAAAAUUGAUUGGAAGGCACAAAUCAUAUAAAACUGAUGACCUAAUAGCUGUUGGUGGUGUCCAGACAACUGAGCAUUAUCCAAUUCCCGCUGAUAUACCCCAGCAAAAAAAUGAAUUUUAUGUAGAUUACCAAUAUGUUGAGACAAAUGAAGGUAAAUCGAUUUCAACAGAGAAUAUCGUUGUUGUGUCUGAGAUCUCUCCAAUAACACCUCAUAAUACUACGGAAAAUGUUAUGAUUACAUCGGAAGUUAGUAAUCCGCUUGCAACAAUGAAUGUGACGUUUGGUUACGUAGAAGAUAUUAACGAAACAAGUUUAAAAAUCGAUGAAUCUAUGCGAAACUAUAAUAUAUCUUAUGUUACACAGAAGGAGGAAGAAUUAUUCUCAGAUCCUGAAGUAGUUCGAGAUCUGGAGCUUGCUUUGAGACAAAUGGAACAAAAUAUGGAAACUUCAACAAUUACAACAGCAUCGAUCGGGGCAGAGAAGGUAAAGCGUGAACUCCGUGAAGUAUCCAAGGAUACAAUGGACCGCAAACCAAGGGAGUAUGGGAAUAUUUCACCAAUCUUACAAGAGAUAAACAUGACGGCCGACAAGGCGCCGAUGUUGAACAUGAUUCUCAAAUACAUGCCGUAUUUGAAACCCUACAAAAAUGAAUUGCUAGGUAAAGUCACUAACGGCGCUAAAAUCGUUCUACCUCCUUUAAUUGUUAGGUUUAUCGUAUUUAUUUGUAUGUUUAUUGUUAUUUAUGGUUUGUAAGUCUUUUGGUUUGGGUUGAAUAAAAUAAGUAUGUUAUUGUUAAAAAUGUCUGAAGCAUUUUUAUUAUUCUUUAGAUGUUGGUUAACGAAUCGUUAAUUAAGGA
Messenger RNA from Amyelois transitella, 1948 nucleotides. RefSeq lists its product as uncharacterized. Bases 1 to 1845 code for a protein of 614 amino acids. NCBI's taxonomy places the organism in Eukaryota, Metazoa, Arthropoda, Insecta, Lepidoptera, Pyralidae. The record is from RefSeq and is a predicted model, not a curated record. The transcript is spliced from 11 exons.